AUGGCAGCAAGUGUAAUCAGGACACUGAGUAAUCUGGGUUUGGCGAAACCCUUUCCUCCUUGCUUCUUUCCGGUUGAGGAUGAGGAGGAGACUGAAGAAGAAUAUGAAGAGGAGCUGAGAGAGGACAGUUUGGAGGAGGAAGAGGAUGCAGUAGCCAGUGAGUCUCAAGAGGAAGAGCCAUGGAGUUUUGAUUCAUCCCCCAAUAACGCUGAGAUGACCAAUCAGCUCCUGCGGAUGGCAGCAAGUGUAAUCAGGACACUGAGUAAUCUGGGUUUGGCGAAACCCUUUCCUCCUUGCUUCUUUCCGGUUGAGGAUGAGGAGGAGACUGAAGAAGAAUAUGAAGAGGAGCUGAGAGAGGACAGUUUGGAGGAGGAAGAGGAUGCAGUAGCCAGUGAGUCUCAAGAGGAAGAGCCAUGGAGUUUUGAUUCAUCCCCCAAUAACGCUGAGAUGACCAAUCAGCUCCUGCGGUUUGCUGAACUCAUCAGCAGCGAUGUCCAGCGCUACUUCGGGCGAAGCCAAGACCCUGAUGCCUGUGACAUUUAUGCAGAGAAACCAUGUCCGAAAGUCGGGGGCCGCCAGCGAUACUAUGCCGACUUCAUCAAAGUAGCAUCAUCAGGGCAGGGGGAGGAGCCUGAGUCGCUCGGGCCCCUUGCAGAGCUCUUUCAAGACGCUCAAAGGAAAGGGCGGGGUUUACCCAUGAGCCAACGUCGCCUGCCAGUCAGCUUCUGGACAGAGCCUUUCGCACAACAACUUGACAUGUUAGGUGAUACAAGCAUGCAAGAUAACUCGCUCAGUAUGAGCAACACAUCAGAGAGCUCCAUUAACAUCAACACGUCAUUGAGCAUGUUCAGUAACUCGAGCGUUUGCACCAUGACCAGCUCCAGUAUCUCAGGGACUCUCAGUAGCUCAAGCACCCCAGACUUCAGUGAUUUACUUGCUCACUGGGCCAUGGACAGAGAGAAUCCCAAUGAAUUUAACUGUGACUAUCCACUAUCAUAA
Sinocyclocheilus grahami is the source of this 999-nucleotide messenger RNA. RefSeq lists its product as uncharacterized. Lineage: Eukaryota; Metazoa; Chordata; Actinopteri; Cypriniformes; Cyprinidae. The transcript has 2 exons. The record is from RefSeq and is a predicted model, not a curated record. Bases 1 to 999 code for a protein of 332 amino acids.